Pistacia vera is the source of this 1176-nucleotide messenger RNA. RefSeq lists its product as uncharacterized. NCBI's taxonomy places the organism in Eukaryota, Viridiplantae, Streptophyta, Magnoliopsida, Sapindales, Anacardiaceae. The coding region runs from base 88 to 1026 and encodes 312 amino acids. The transcript is spliced from 8 exons. The record is from RefSeq and is a predicted model, not a curated record.
UCAUUUUAACCCAAACCCCAAUCUUGGAACCCGCUAAACCCUCCUAGUUGAGUUCAUCAAUACGCAAAGACUAUUCUCUUUUGGAAGAUGACCGUUAUCAGUACCUCUCACAAUCCCCUUCACAAUCUUCACCCGCCGCCGGCGCCGCUCUCUUCUUCCUUUUCCCGGCAAACAUACUUUCCCUGCCGCCGGCGCCGCCUCCGGCUCAAAAUCUCCACAGGUUCUCACCGCUUUAUUGGAGUAAAAUCACAACUGUCUGCUUGGGAUGAGAAACCAUAUGAGAUUCUCCCAGGUGGGAAAAUAAAUUACUUGGAUGAAGAAGAUGUAGUUUCAUUUCUUGAUCCUCCAAAGGAGUUGAUUCCUCUCGACCCGGCUUCGUAUAAUCCAGCUGCUUAUCUUUGGAAAAAAAUUGAAGACAUACCAGAAGAAAGGCGUCAGCGAUUGCUGCAGUUGCUAAAACCAAGGCUUAUUUCAAGAGCUUGGGAGAUAUCUGGCACAAGAUAUGAUGAUCCUAAGUUAGCAAAGAAAAGUGCUUCAAACUUGCUAUCUAAUGAUGAUAGUGAAAUGCCACUUGAGUUUUACAACUGCCGAAGUAGUGGAGGUCCAUGGCCUAUUGCUUGGCUCAAUUUCUUUAAGAAGGCUAUAUUCUACUGCAAUGAUGGGAACACAUAUGGGCGAUUUAUCGGUGAAUCUGUUGUGGCUCAAUUGGCAAAUUCGUUUAGUCCACUGUACUUCGUAGUCCGACAACUCAGGGAAGUAAUGUCAACAGAACAGCCCUGUGAUUUGGCAUAUGAAUUUGGAGAUGGACUCUUCGGUCUCCAACACUUCCCACAAGGCUUCCCGAAACCGGCGAAACAUCCGUAUCCUUUCGACGAUCAGGUUGUCGUAUAUAUCCGUCAUGUUGGUCCGGGAGUCUUAGUAGGUCAAGCAUGGCAAGAAGGGAUAGAACUACAACAAGUACCUCAAAAGUUAUGCGGUGAAAUAUUAAUGGUGAAAGAUUAUUCUGCAAAUGGAGAAAUUAACUGAACAAAUGUUGUAAUCUAUUGUAAUUUUUAUUUAUUUAACUUUUUACAAUUUGCUAAGUUGUUCUUCAGGUAUUUGUACAAUCUGGCCUAAGUUGAGUAUUGAUAAUUAUUUUAUGGAACUGCAAAACAAAGAAAUAACGGAGUAUAAAGA